Geodia barretti is the source of this 469-nucleotide messenger RNA. NCBI's taxonomy places the organism in Eukaryota, Metazoa, Porifera, Demospongiae, Tetractinellida, Geodiidae. The record is from the annotation of a GenBank genome assembly.
ACCUCCUAGACUCUCCGCUCACAAAGCACAAGCGCUCCUGUAUGCGGUGGUGGUGGUGUGGAACAUGGAUAGACACCGCACGAUUGGGAGCAGGUCUCGUUCACGUUCUCCUGUUGUAAGAAAGCGUCCGACGAAGAAUAGGGACGAUGAGGAAGGAAGAGCCAAGCACCGCCGGGAGAGAUCAUCAUCUUCAUCACCAUCAGAGAGUGAUGUAAGACGCAGGAGACACAAGAAAAGGAGUAUGCGGACUGGGUUAAGAAGCAAGAGUAGAUCUUACUCUCCUGAGAACAGGAAAAAAGGACAUUCAUGCAAGAGAACAGAAAGGAAGAGGAGGGGUGAGAGGGAAUCUAGGUCGGCCUCAUUUUCACCCAAAAGGACUGACAUGCCACCAAGAUCUCGACAUGCAGGCGAUGGUGGCUCUAGUGAAUUCACCAAGGAACAAGAAAAACAACUGCGAGAGGAGAAGAGG